Molecule: messenger RNA, 5968 nt
Organism: Microbotryum saponariae
Lineage: Eukaryota; Fungi; Basidiomycota; Microbotryomycetes; Microbotryales; Microbotryaceae
Source: the annotation of a GenBank genome assembly
AUGGAGCUGCUUCACAUCCUCCUCCCUGGCAAACCCAUCUCAACCUCUCACUCGUUGAUCACCUUCAUCUCCCCGUCGUGUUCGCUCGGUGAUUUGGUGCGACAGGUGCUCAACGAGCCGGAGGCAGGCACCGUGCGUCGCUCGAUUGUCGAUGACGAUGACGAUGCGACGGAGGAGAGUUCAGAUGACUCCCUAUGGGGGUUGCAGCGUGUGGAUCUGCAGCACUCAACAGCCGACAGUCACCUUCCGGUACUCGACGAACAUGGUGGGUCCUUUUGUGCAGCUCCUCGGGGUUCGAGCUUCACGAGGUCGUCAACUGCCACACGGCAGCGAAGCGCUCCACUAUGACCUCAAUAUUCUGUCCCACACGUUAACUGAUAUCUCUCAACCUCACCAGGCCUGUUGCUCUCGACGAUGCUUCUCCAAGACCUCUUCCCUAACCUCGGUGUCGAAAUUUCCUCGAGCUCCUCGCCGCCAAUUGCCCCGUCGACACGCGCACAAGAGCCACGUCUUCGACUCGUCCAUCGCUUGCAUUUUGUCGACGUCGAAACACAUCUUUCUAAGAGACGUAUCUUCAUAAACAAGCAUACAACCAUGAGAGACACUUUCGACAUGCUUCUGGAAGGUGAUUCCUCUCUGGUCGGCGCAGAUCUGCUGGAGAGGGCCUCGGACGGAACUCUGUCGCGCUCAAGUCUAGCCUCGGAUGUGCCCGUCCAAUCCUGGCAAAUGGCCUACCCCGCAUCACGACUAGUAAUGCCUCCCCAAGCCUCAAAAGAGGGCCAGUACAAGCGACCUGACUCCCUCUGGAGGCCUGCGUCCAUCUUUGGCGAGCUCUGGGCCUCCGCGACAGCGACGAACAAUCAUGCCGAUCCAGGCGGUUCCGUUCAGUCGCAAGUUGGGGAGGCCGAAGAGCCGGAGCCGAGAGAAGGUGGAUCCACGAUCAAACGCGAAUCCAAACCUACCUCCUCCCCUACUCCAGGUGAAUCCUCAUCUCAAUUGGAGUCAUCCUCACAGCCCCUUCCGGCCCGAGCUCGGCUGUCGACGAUGUUCGCAGAUUGGAUAUCUCCUACCGAAGUGAUUGCGAUCCCCAAGCCUGAACGACCCAAGACGAUCGUUUCAGGACCUAUCCCCGCCACGCACUUCAUGAGCUUGCGUGGUGUACCUCGGCAGAGUUUUUCCGACGACGAUCAUGAGCUACCUGUAGCGGAUGAAGACGUCGACCGUGAGAUUGAGAAGCUUAUGGUACGAACGCAGCCGGAAAGCUAAAGACUUAAUUACUUUUGAAAGCUGACAUAAGAGUCUCACCCAAUUUACACAGGGCGAUCUGGGUAUCAAAGAACCUCAGCGCGCGACAAUGCGAGCGCUCCCAAUCGACCAAAAGUGCUACCUCAUCUCUCAACACCGCUCAACGUCCACCCCGCUACGGCCAUCCAAGACAGGCCCCGAUCAAGCUGCCCCAAGCCAAGCAGGAGCUUUUGAAAGCUUCAAGCGCUUAUCCCUAGCAAGCAUCGUGGCGUGGUCUGAGACUCCUGCGACCCCUGUCGAGGUACACUGGCAGCCGGUCGGCCGAUCGCUAUUCGAUGCGUCAGGCGUUGCUGCGCCGACGGGUGGUACGAGUUGGACAAGCUGGUGGACCGUCGCUUCGGACCCUACCGGGGUGUCAAACGCGUCGAUUUCGGGGAUGAAAGAUACGCCUGCGUUCUAUGUCGAUCAACUCAAGUCUUCGUUAGUCUAUCCCUCUCCAAGGUGUUUGUUUCCUGGCUGAUCACUUGGGAUUUGCCGCAACAGUAAGGUUUCCGAAAGAUCGCUGGUCAAGCACCUCAUCGCCCUUCGAGUUCGACUGUCCACUGCCAAGGUUUCCUGGGCAGAGGAGUUUCUACAGGAAUGUCGAGGCCUCGAAGCACUGCAAGGACUUCUGGAGAAAAUCGUCAAGAAGAGAAAAACUCGGUCAGCACAGUUCCACAAUCGUCGCCACGCGCGGUGUACUGACAAGGAGCUCUGAAUGGCCUCGCAGCAGCGAAGCCGCAACCGACGAAGAAGAAACAGUCCAGACCGAAUGCAUGAAAUGUCUACGGGUGCUCAUGAAUACGGAUGUGAGUCCGCCCUCCACUGGGUCGUCACAAAUAUGCCGUUGAACGAAGCUGAGAUCAUAUAUGUUGACUCACCUGUCAGAUCGGUUUCUCGAACGUGUUUGCUUCACCUGACUUGAUCAAGCUACUCGUCUGCUCACUGCACAUCUCACCUUCCUCCUACAAGCUCCGGUCUCAUAUCGUCGACAUCCUAGCAGCACUGUGUGUUCUAUCGCGCGAAAACGGUCAUACCAUUGUACUCGAAGCUUUUGACCACGCGGUUGCCGACGUCGCACAUCGGUUCGAAUGUCUCGUCGAAGGAGUCAAGUUGACGGGUGAGGAGGAGACGGGCGGAGAUGGACCCGUUGGAAUUUGGGAAUGGAGAACGUCGGCGAUGAGGUGAGCGAUCGCCUGUCUGGUGUGUAGAAACAACACCGGGGGGGUAGGCGCUAAUUGGCAGAGUGAUGAUACCUCUCUUAGCUUGGUCAACGCACUCGUCAACUCACCCGAUCUUCUAGAAGUGCGAACUAAGCUCCGAGCAGAGUUUGCUCUAUUGGGGCUGAAUGAGAUCCUCGUGGUAAGUCCAACCGACGAAGACAUUCCUGAGCUGCCGCUGACUGAAACUGGUCUUUGUCACAGGCUCUUCGGUACAUGGGACCUCCCGACCAUCUUCUGACCCAACUCAACGUCUGGGCUGAGGCAAGGGACGAGGAUACCGAACACGGACAAACGCUUAGGCGACAGGAUGGGCUCAGGUUGUGAGUGCUCCCCAAGGUAGGCGCUCCGGACAAAGUACUGAUCAUGCGUGCUUCAUAGAUCGGCGAGCACCGAAGGUGCACUCUCUGUUGAACUACUACAACUCAUGCAAGGCCGAGAUGACCUGUGGCCCCAAGUCGUGGAAGCUACGCGACGACUCGUCUACGAAGCUGGCGCUAGCAUUCAACAACCUCAAGAAGACCUUGAAGCUCUACAGGAUCAAAUCACGACUCUGUUGCGUCAGGGUGAAAAUCGGGAGGCGGAGGUGAGCCGCUUUCAAAAGACAACCCUGACAACUAUAAAUCUUGAUGUAUUUUACAUUUCUUAACAAGGUCAAAAAACUUCGAGACGCCCUCGCCGAGAAGGAAGAAGAAAUCGCCGCACGGAGCUAUGUUCGGCCUGUGCCCUCGACGGACGCGAGCGUUCAGACUUCGAUCGACGAAUCACUCUCGGUUCCGUCUUCGACGGACGUGACACUCGAACUGAGCCGAAAAAUUGAGCAAAUUGCGCGACUCCGAAUGGAGCUUGACGAGGCAAAGAGACGGCUCAAACUUCUCACCGCUUUCGGCAGGAGAGCUCCCGCCCCACCUCCUCCAACUGAUCCGGCCACACACCCUGUCACUCCGGACGCACAUCUCCUCGAGCCUUCAACCCAGACAUUAUUCGAUGUUCUGACUUCCACUCCAGUCGAAAUCAUCCCUCCGCCUCCGCCCCCCCCGCCCGCUCCCCCAGCGCCUCCCGUUCAAAGCGUCCGGACUUGCGCAGCCACGACCCCGCUCAUUGCUCGCCUUCAAGCCGCUCGGGGAGCUGAGGCCUUGCUCGGGUUCCCUAUGCCCGCAGUUCAGAUCUCGGACAACCCCAAAGAAGUAUCCCAGGAUACGACUCGCCCGAACUGUAAACCACAAGCUACCCUCGCUUCUCGGCAGCCGCUCAUGAGCAAACUCGGCCCUCCACCCCCACCCCCACCCCCACCGCCUCCACCUCCACCUCCACUCAGGCAGCCAGGAAAAACAGCCCUCUCGGGGAGCGCAAGGCCGAGUCCUGCCCCGGCCAAGGGACCCACUCCCCCUGUGGCUCCUUCCCCACCGCCUCCACCGCCUCCAAUCAGAACUUCGAAACCACAAGGUCUAUCAGCAACUCCUUUCGCACCACCUAUAGGACCAUCUUGGAUCCGAGCUGGCGGUGGGAGUGCGCUACCGAGCUCCGCCGUAGCUAAGCCACGAGUGGCUCCUGACUUGCCGCCGAAGAAAACACGCCCUUUCUUCUGGACAAAAGUCGCUCCGCAUCAACUUGCUAGUUCGAACGUUUGGUCGCAUGUCGAUACCGCCGUAAUCGAUCCUGAGCUGCCGGACUUGAUCGAGGUCUUUCAAUUGGCCCCUAAAGCCGGACCCGGCAGAGCGACUGCCAACACCGCCGCGACGGAAGGCAAGAAGAAGGCUGGCGUCACCACGUUGUUGGGGAUGACUCGAGCUCAGAAUGUUUCAAUCAUGCUGGCGAGAAUCCGGAUCUCUCAUCAAGAGAUUCGAGAAGCGAUCCUCUCUAUGGACGAUGGGAAACUGUCGAUCGAGACGCUCAAGCAGAUUGCGCAUUUCGCGCCGACGACAGAAGAGGUACGAAGGUGUGCUCGACACGAUCAAGAUUCUUGCUGAUGGAUCUUGUACUUCAGAUUACACUUCUGCGUAGCUACGGCGGAGACAAGAAGUUGCUCUCACCCGCCGACCGAUACUUUUAUGAGGUGAGCCAGCGCAAGCCUUACUGCGCCUUGACACCCUCGAAGCUCAUCAUUUUCCAACUAUCACAGAUGAUCACCAUCCCUCGACUACCUAGCCGCUUGAAGGCAAUGAUCUACCGACGACAGCUUGAGAUGGAGAUGGAGGAGCUCAAGCCCGAAUUGUCGAUCCUUCGCUGCGCGACGACCGAGCUGCGCGAGGGGACGAAGCUGAAGAGAUUGCUGGCGGUGAGUUGAGACGACCACACAAUCGAGUAGCAGAGUCUGAGUACAUAUUCUGUAUGUGUCGGUCCCAGAUGGUCUUACAAUUCGGAAACACCCUCAACGCCAACACCUCUCGUGGGAACGCUGCGGGAUUUCGCAUUGGAGCGCUGCUGCAGGUGAGACGGUUCAGGAGCCUCAGGAUUAGGUAGGCCGGCACGACUGACCAGGUUUGCCACGAACUCCAGCUCAAGGAUAUCAAAUCCUCAUCUUCAACUACUCCGACUCUCUUGCAUUAUCUCGUUCGGGCAAUUGAUCUAUCGGGUCCCGAUCUGAUGACCUGGGCUGAAGACGAGGCCCCGCAUGUGGAAGCUGCUUCACGUGGUAAGUCUCGACUUGAUGGUGAUAUCUACAUCGUACCUAUCGUGACCGUGUCCAUCUAAUCAACGUGAGCAGUCUCGUUUGUGACCGUGAUGGCUUCGGUCAAGAGCUUAAUCGAUGGGAUGGCCCAAGUGCAAGAAGAGUUAGCCUUGGCCCACGAGGACACAGCCCCUGUCCAAGGUGAUCAGUUUAUCUCUUUGAUGGAGGUGAGUGUUGGGACCGAGUGUGAAGGCCUGGGAAACCGAAAGCUGGUCUAACUGCUUGACCUCAAUAGACGUUCGUGUCCCAUGCUUCGGGAGCCAUCAUUGCUCUCGAACAAACUAGCCAUAAGCUACAACGCGAUCUGGUGUCCCUGCUCGAGUACUACGGAGAAGACAGCAAAACGGUCAAGCCGGAAGAACUGUUCGAAACGUUCAAUGCAUUUUCCCACUCUCUGCUCGUACGUGUAAUAUCCGCUACAGUUUUAUCUGAGGGUUGGAACUGAUUAGGCUUCCGGACAUACAGCACGGCGAGAACGAGCUCCAAGACAUCGAUGCAAAGACGAAGCCAGCAAACCGGGGAAAACAUUUGAAGAUGCCAGAAGUCGAGCAAGGAAAAGAAAAGCAUCCGGUGAGUUGUAUCCCAGGUCUAAGCGCAUUGCAUGAGCUCAGUCUAACAUCGCCUUGCAAAGCCCUCGGCAUCGCCUCUCAAGGCGGGAAGGUGCUCGAUUGGCCGAGGGGGCUUCGACGCUGCGGUCCGGGAUUUGCGGAGCGGUAUUAUUCCCCGAAGACAAGGCAGUUCGGCAACAAUCAGGCCGGCAUCCAAGAUUUUUCUCGACGGUGGUUUGCGAUGA